This is a messenger RNA of Drosophila grimshawi, 3293 nucleotides long. Its product is annotated as PHD finger protein 14. Gene Ontology annotation, biological process: regulation of transcription by RNA polymerase II. The coding region runs from base 54 to 3149 and encodes 1031 amino acids. Lineage: Eukaryota; Metazoa; Arthropoda; Insecta; Diptera; Drosophilidae. The record is from RefSeq and is a predicted model, not a curated record. The transcript is spliced from 2 exons.
AUAGACGACUUUUACAAUUGCCGAGCAAGAAGUGACUGAAAAAUUCCUAUUAAAUGGCGCCGUUUAAGCGCGUCCGCCAGCCAAAAGUCAGCACACAGGCGCUGCUCGAAUUCGACCUGGGCGAAAGUUCAUCGGACAGUGAUUUUCUGCCCGACAUCGAUGACAACUGUUCGGACGGCUCAAAGGACGAAAGCGACGGAGAUGGCGGUAGCAGCGACGCCAGCAGCAGCAGCGGCAGCGAUAGCGACACAAAUGCCGAUAGUGGUGACGAUAGCGAUGACGAUGAUUCAACACUGCAACUGCGUCAGCUGCUAAACGAUAAUCAACAGCAGCAAGAGGUGGCUGCACUGCUAAACGAUAAUGGACAAGAAGUAGCUGCACUGCUGAACGAUAAUCGGCGACAAGAAGUGGCAGCACUAUUAAACGAAAAUCAACGGCAGCAACUGGCAGCACUGCUAAACAACAAUCAGCCGAAUGCAACGCUGCCGCCCGCAACAGUGGCACAGCAGUUGAUUCAUGUAAACGGUUACAAUUCGGACUUGCCGCCAAAGCGAAUGUGUUGCGUUUGUUUGGGCGAUCGAAGCGACGACAUCAACGAAAUUGUCGAAUGUGAUUCGUGCGGCGUUUCCGUACACGAAGGCUGCUACGGUGUCAGCGACAACGUCAGCAUCUCCAGCACCAACUCCACCUGCUCCACAGAGCCGUGGUUCUGUGAGGCUUGCCGCGCCGGCGUUUCUGAACCGGAUUGUGAACUGUGCCCCAAUCGUGGUGGCAUCUACAAGGAAACAGAUGUGGGUAAAUGGGUGCAUCUGAUUUGUGCCCUGUACGUGCCCGGUGUGGCAUUUGGCGAGGUGGAACAGCUCAGCUCCGUGACCCUCUUCGAGAUGCAGUACAGCAAAUGGGGCGCCAAAUUAUGCUCCCUCUGCGAUAAUCCGUUGUUCGCCCGGACCGGAGUCUGCAUUGGUUGUGAUGCCGGCAUGUGCAAGACUUAUUUUCAUGUCACGUGUGCCCAGGUUGCAGGUUAUUUAAUUGAGGCACAUCAUGAGGAUGAUGCAGCGGAUCCAUUUUACGCCCAUUGCAAGGUGCACUCGGAGAAGGAGAUGAUUAAGAAGCGCAGACGAAAUUAUCACACUCUGCGCUUGAAUAUGCUGCAGCAGGCGAAGCAGAGAGCACAGCUCCAACAACAACUGAUAGCAGCUCAUCCGAAUCCCGCUCAGGCGCGCAUACAAAGGAAACUGCAGAAGAUACAACAUAAAUAUGCGCAGCACAAGCAACUCAAACCCACGCCUUGGGUGCCCACACAGAAGAUGUCGCGUCUGUUGACCAGUUCCGCUUCCGCUUGUCGUCGUCUGCUGGAUAAAGCGGAAUUUAUGGCCGUGGAUGUGCAGCAUUUGGAGCAGCGCGAGGCGCACAUACAAUCCUUGCAGGAUAUACGCAAAAAGUGGCACAUUGCGCCCGCUUUCAGUGUGGAAUUCACAGCCUACUACAUGGAUCGCAUUGUGCGCAUGGCGGACUUCAAGCAGCAGCAGCAGCAACUCAUCCUGCAGAAUUCCCAGCUGAGCCAGCAGCAAUUGGAGCUGCGUGCCAUCUACGAUGCUGCGCUGGAUGAGCGCAAACAGUUAAAGACCGUCAGGGAUGCUUUGGGUGUUGCUCUAAAAUCGCUGCACGCCGGUUUGGCUGCACUUUGUCCGGCUCUAACACUGACCAGUUUGGAGUUGAUUGCCCGGCCACAGUUGGAACAGCAACAGCAGCAGCAGCUGGUCAAGCGUCCCAUUUCGGUGCCAACAGCGGCAGCUUUGAAAAUGGGUCUGGGUUUUCCACUCUCGCAGUUGGCUGGCAAGUUGGAUAACUCGAGAAUGUUGAGCACAGCUCAGCAGCAGCAGCUGAGUUCCUCCUCCUCCGCUGCCGCCUCCACCUCCAGCUCGUGCGGCAUUUGCAAGCGCAACAAUGAUCAACAUUUGUUGGUCAAGUGCGACACGUGCAAUCUCCACUAUCAUUUGGGCUGCUUGAAUCCGCCGUUGUCGAGGCCACCCAAGAAAUCGAAGCAGUAUGGUUGGCAGUGCUCGGAGUGCUGUGAUAAAUCCGAUUGCUCCGAUGUUGGCAUCUCGGACAUUUCAACGGGUCCGCGUAAAUCUCGAACGCGCUUCAACAAGGAUGGGCACUUGGUGUACGUCGAUCGCUAUUCACUCGACUCCGAUGUGAACAAGGAGCUACAGCAGCAGCAGCAGCAACAGCAACAGUCGCAGCAACAGCAACAGUCGCAGCAGAAGCGUUCGCUUCACAAAUCCCUGCCAGCUGCAGACGAGGAACUGCUGGUCAGCAGUUCUCCGAAGCGGACCAAGCUACAGUCGUCACCGCGAAAGACUCCGGUUCAAGCACCGCUGGAACUCUUGCCACAGCCGGCAGCGAGUCAAUCGAUUCCAUCGGGCUGCGAGGACUCCAUCGAUAAGCAAUUGUCGCGCAAGGGCAAACGCAAGGAUAAGCACAAGAGCAAGCACAAUCUCUCCUCGGACACGGAAAAGUCCUGCACCAAAGAGCACAAGCGAAAGCGCAAGAAGCGAGCCCACGCGGAUGAAACCACGCCCGACAAAUCCAACGCUGGACGGCCCAUUAAGAUCAUCUUCAAGACACUGCGACUGCCUGGCGAGGAUGCGCCCGAAUCGCGUAGUUUCUAUGUGCCCGCCAAUGCGGUCAGAUCGGUGGAUGAAGCCUCGCGGCCCACAUCCGUGGAGACUGUCGAGGAUAUCAGCCAGCCCAGUCAGCCGGAGACGAUUGCUGUGGCGCCACCAAUUGUGACUAGCACACCACAAAAGCUCAAGGAGCCGCCAAAGGAGACACCUCCGACAUUGACUUCCCCGUCGCCAAAGCAGCAGCAGCAACGCAAGAUUAGUCCACGUAAAUCGACGCCACGCAAACAGCGUGUGGGAAGACCGAGAGUGUCCAAUCCCAAGCUCAAUCUGGAGAUCAAUUGUUGCGUCUGUUCGGAGACGGGCAAGGCCAAUCAGGUGGUGACCUGCGAUGAGUGCCACAAGCAUUAUCACUUCGCCUGCCUCGAUCCGCCGCUGAAGAAGUCGCCCAAAAUACGCGGCUACUCCUGGCACUGUGCCGACUGUGAUCCCACCGACGAGGAGGCACUGCCGAAAAAAUGAAACUGAAUGCUACCUAUUAAAUAACUAUAAUUAUAUAAAUAAUAAUAUUAAUACUAUAAAAAAUAAUUAGGUUCCUAAUUUGUUUAAUUUGACACAAAGUAUCGGAAAAUACUUGAUAGGUAUUAUAUAUAAAGCUUAGUUGAC